Molecule: messenger RNA, 498 nt
Organism: Octopus sinensis (East Asian common octopus)
Lineage: Eukaryota; Metazoa; Mollusca; Cephalopoda; Octopoda; Octopodidae
Product: serpin B12-like
Exons: 2
Coding region: 25-498 (157 amino acids)
Molecular function (GO): serine-type endopeptidase inhibitor activity
Source: RefSeq, a predicted model, not a curated record
GAAAAUUACACUAUCGUAUACGAUAUGGACUCAGCAGAGAAACAAGACAUCGGUAACCUUGCUGCUUCAAUUGAUUAUUUUACAAACAGUCUUUAUCAAGCUGUGGCUACAGGAACCAAUGAAAAUGUCUUCAUGUCACCAUUCAGUGUUGCUACUGUUUUAUCAAUGGUUUAUUUGGGAGCAAGACAAAACUCUGCCAAACAGUUUGAAAAUGUUUUGAAGAUAACAUCAAAUCCAGAUUCUGUAGCUUUGGCUUUUAAAGAAUAUUUUUCACUUUUGAAAAACUCAGAUAAACUCGUCACAUUCAAUUCAGUGAAUCGUUUGUAUGCCAGUGAAAAAUUCCCUAUUUCAGAAGACUACAAGAACAACAUGGUAAAAUAUUUCUUUUCAGAUAUUGAAAAUGUAGAAAUGUUCCUUGAAGGAUGUAGCCAAAAAAAAUUUGUCGGAUGGCGUGAUAUGGUCAUGUGGAAGGCCUUGCAGAAAAAUGGUUUCAAUUAG